AUGGAGGAGGAAAAUCAGCGACCAAAGGACAUGACCCCAGAAACAUGGGCACUUGUCGAGGACCUCUUCCCCCGUAGUCUCAAUAGAAGCAGUGCUCAUCCUCACCUGCCUUCAUCCUCGGGCCACGCCAGUGAUAUGGCAACCUAUGACGGCAGCGAGGCAGCGGCCAGCGAUGGAGACCAAAGCUACAGCGUCGUUGAUGGCAUUAGCAGCACCUCCGAGACGCCAUCUCUCCUGACUCCACCUCUCACCAACACUGACGAUGAAGAAUUCGAGGAUAUCGAAGAUGAGUACGAGGAUGAAGAUGGGAGCAGCGUUGCCACUCCCUCGGGCUGGGGCUCUACCCCAGCACACUCCGUUGAUAGCGAACAUGACCAAGAAGUAUAUGACCAUGAUGAAUAUGAAGAUGAAUCCGAAGAAGAAGAAGCAUCUGAAGAAGAAUCCGAAGAUGAGAGAAACUACGUACAGUCUCGUGGUGUUGACUGGCCCGAAUCAACUUCAAACCCGGCGCAGUUUGACCGUGUAGAGCAACAGAACAACCACAAUGGAGUCCCUCGCCAUCAUCCGUGUUCUGAUGCCACUCAUAUCUUUGACGAACCUGAAAGCUACGAUGACCAUGAAACCAAUCAUCAUGAUGAGGAGAUGCCCGGGGAUGAAAGCAGAGAGGCCCCAGCUAAUACUUCUCCACAGAAUACACCAUCUCAUCUGGCCCAGACACAUGCAGAUGUCUUGAGGAGAGCUAUCGAGACCAUAACACAGCAAAACGAGAUGAUAUCAGCCCUGUCUCAAUCCCGGCCUGCAUACACGCAGCCGGGCGCUGUACCUGGCCAGGGGAAGCCCAAAAAGAAAGAAGGAAAACAGAAACUUCCACGUUCUCAAGGGUUUAGCAAUAGACUUGCACAGCUCAUGGAGAAAUAUCCUGACAUUUUCCAUGUACUUGUGCUAGUAAUCUUGUCCCUUGUCGCCACAGCCCUCACGUUUCCAUACAUUGAUACCUGCCUAGGGAUAUCUACCCAGGUCCAGGAGGGCGCAGUAACAGGAAGAGUUCAAACUAUUAUCACCCCCGUUGCUACACCGGUCAUAUGUGCGAAGACUCCGGUCGUUUCGACUUCUCCAGAGGGAGUACAGUACUUUGAAUCACAUUCUCGUGCCCCGCAGAAUAUGGACGACUUCAUCACGCAGCUAACCUGCGCCAAAGCUCAGGGCAUGAGUGAAUCAGACGAUGUCCAGGUCCAUGUCGUCGGCGACCACCAUAUGGUUGUCCGAUUACCCAACCGCCUCGUAUCAGUGAGAGACGGAAACAAGUUUGAUAUCAAAGUGACUCGGGAGAAUAACGGCCUCCCAUUUGACCUCUAUAAGCUGUUCGACGGCGUCUUUACCCUUCGACUUGCCCCCGAGGAUGCUUAUGGUCCCAUGAACAUUACCGUCUCUGCAUUGUCAAAGCCAAAAUUGACCAAGGUCACCGGCGUUGACUUUGGCACCCCAUGGCUGAAAAUUGCUAGCUGGAAGAGAGCUACCCAGUCUCUGUCCCAGACGCUCCGUGGAGACCUGGCCGACGCCAAGACUGGACUCUCAAAAGUAUACAUUAAACUCACCUUUGACUUUAGGAGCAUGUAUGAUGCCUGGGGGAUGUACACCAACAAAACCUCUGCCGACGCAACAAGCAACCGCAUCAGCAAUCUCUUUGACCGUGCUGUUAGCCGUGCAAAAAAAUCCGUAGCCAGGUCCAGGGAGGCCUCAGACGGGUUCUUCAAAAAGGCGAAGGAAUCCCUCCGCCAAUCGUCUGACCAGCUAAGGGCAGAAGCACAACUUAUGCGUCGAAAGGCCCGGAGAUCCGCCUCCUCCAUGAUGUCAGCCGCGCAGGAGAGAGCACAGCAGCUUCGAGCUCCUGCCUUUAGUUUCGACUUGAAGGCCAAGUUCCGAGACCUCCGAAAAAAUCUUACGGCUUCCACUUGA
This is a messenger RNA of Trichophyton verrucosum HKI 0517, 1956 nucleotides long. RefSeq lists its product as uncharacterized. The record is from RefSeq and is a predicted model, not a curated record. The transcript has a single exon. NCBI's taxonomy places the organism in Eukaryota, Fungi, Ascomycota, Eurotiomycetes, Onygenales, Arthrodermataceae. The coding region runs from base 1 to 1956 and encodes 651 amino acids.